Messenger RNA from Arctia plantaginis, 1900 nucleotides. The record is from the annotation of a GenBank genome assembly. Lineage: Eukaryota; Metazoa; Arthropoda; Insecta; Lepidoptera; Erebidae.
AUACCAAGAUACAGCAUCGAACAUACCACUUGUGUUUGUUUUAAGCACUGGCUCGGAUCCUUUUGGAGCUUUCCAAAAGUUUGCCACAGAGAUGAACAUGCGUGAUCGAGUGCAUUCCAUUUCGCUAGGUCAGGGGCAAGGUCCUGUUGCUGAAAGGAUGAUCAAUGGUGCGAAAAGUAAAGGCGAUUGGGUUUUCUUACAAAACUGUCAUUUGGCCGCUUCGUGGAUGUUAGGCUUGGAGUUAAUAGUGUCUAAUUUGGGUACCACUCAGGGUGGAGUGCUACAUGAUGAUUUUCGUCUAUAUCUCAGUUCGAUGCCAACCCCGAAAUUUCCAGUAUCGGUGUUGCAAAAUUCAGUAAAAGUAACAAACGAACCGCCAAAAGGUUUGAAGGCUAACGUAAAAAGAGCUUUUAUAGAAAUGGAUGAUGACUUUUUCGAAAAACAUGUAUUAGGUCAAGAUUGGCGUACGAUGCUGUUCGGUAUUUGCAUGUUUCACGCCAUAAUUCAGGAACGAAAAAAGUUCGGCCCGCUCGGAUGGAACAUCACAUAUGAGUUUAAUAAUAGUGACCGCGAAUGCGCCAUGCUCAAUUUGCAAAUGUUUUGUGAAGACGGUCAUAUGCCUUGGGACGCAUUGGAAUACAUUACCAGUUUAAUAACGUACGGCGGUCGGGUGACGGAUAUGUGGGACCAGCGUUGCUUGACAACUAUAUUAAAGGUUUUCUUCUCACCACCGACUCUCGAAGAAGGAUACGCCUACUCUUCAUCUGGCAUUUAUUAUUGCCCGAGGACUGAAAAAAUAGAGGAUAUUCGCAAUUACAUUGAUACUUUACCAGUCAUUGAGACACCAGAAGUCUUUGGCAUGCACGAUAAUGCAAAUAUAGCAUUCGAGAACAAAGAAACAACGAGUUUAGUACAAACAAUAUUAGACGUACAGCCACGAACAGGAGGCUCUGAAGGCGGCGACACUCCAGAUCAAAUCGUGUGGCGCAUUUGUGACCAGAUACGAGCCAAAAUAUCCAGAUCAAUUGACAAGGGCCUUAUGAAUCCAAAGUUAAUGAUACCAGAUGACAUGGGACAGUUACAUUCGCUGACCACCGUGCUGAUACAUGAAACUGACAGAUUUAACACUUUACUAGCUCUAAUACAUUCUUCGCUUAAUGAUCUCCAGAAGGCUAUCAAAGGUCUUGUGGUAAUGUCUGAAGCAUUUGAAGCAGUUUUCACUUCUUUCCUCAACAAUAAAGUGCCUGGCAUGUGGCAUAGAAAAGGAUAUAAUUCUUUGAAGUCACUUGGCAGUUGGAUCUACGACCUCACAUUACGAAUUGAUUUUGUGGAGAAAUGGCUCGUGGAAGGACUUCAACCGAGUAGCUGGGUGUCAGGCUUGUUCUUUCCGCAAGGCCUGCUGACGGGUUCACUACAAUCGUAUGCACGUCGUUACCGAGUGCCUAUAGACGCAUUGAUGUUUGACUUUUUCCCCAAAAAGGUCUUCUUGACACAGGAUGAUGUUUAUAUUGAAAAUAAGAAAAAGCCUAAACCUGUUGAGGGCGAACCUCCGGGUCCCACUGUUUACGGCGAUUUACAACUACCCGAAGAUGGUGUAAAUAUUCAUGGCUUGUUCAUAGACGCGGGCCGAUGGGACAUACAUACGAAUAAACUAGUUGACGCAUUUCCAGGCCAGACAAAUCCUCCGCUGCCGGUGGUAUGGUUCAAGCCAGUAUUGACGCUGCCAAAGCCUGACCCCCGGUACGAGGCUCCAAUGUAUAAAACAUCGGAGAGAGCGGGCGUUUUAUCCACUACUGGACACAGCACUAACUUCGUGUUGCCUGUACUGUUGCCGGCCAACAAACCUUCAAACUAUUGGAUCAUUCGUGGCACUGCCCUACUUACUCAAAUCACUGACUAA